This is a messenger RNA of Iphiclides podalirius (scarce swallowtail), 390 nucleotides long. The record is from the annotation of a GenBank genome assembly. Lineage: Eukaryota; Metazoa; Arthropoda; Insecta; Lepidoptera; Papilionidae.
AUGGGUAUCGAAAAACCAACUGAAAUUCAAGCCAAAAUUCUACCACAUCUCUUGGAGGGGAAAGAUCUUAUUGGAGCAGCAAAAACAGGAAGUGGGAAGACGUUAGCAUUUCUUAUUCCCAUAAUAGAGAACUUAAUAAGACUGAAAUUAACGAGAAGUCACGGUGUAGGUUGCAUUAUUAUAUCGCCUACAAGAGAAUUGGCAUUGCAAACACAUGAAGUUUUAAAAAAAAUACUAUCCAUGAUUGACUUGUCUCAUAUGUUAUUAGUUGGAGGUGAGAAAAAGUGUAAGGAGUUGAAAGUUGUUACAAAAAGGUGUAAAUAUCAUUGUGAGCACACCAGGCCGUUUGCUGGAUCACUUACAAACUACAAAGUUCAAUUUCAAAAAUCU